This is a messenger RNA of Aspergillus mulundensis, 600 nucleotides long. Its product is annotated as class I SAM-dependent methyltransferase. The transcript is spliced from 3 exons. The record is from RefSeq and is a predicted model, not a curated record. Lineage: Eukaryota; Fungi; Ascomycota; Eurotiomycetes; Eurotiales; Aspergillaceae. Bases 1 to 600 code for a protein of 199 amino acids.
AUGAGGGUAUGCUUGCCCUACCAUGAGCUUACUAUCUGGGCCCUAGAGCUCGCGGCCCAACUGCCCCCCAGUGCUCGAGUGACCGGCUAUGGCACUAGUGAGAGCACCUUCCCGCUGAGCCAAUACUGGCCGCCAAAUGUCUCCUUCUCCGCGCUUGACUGUCUCGGAGAGGUCCUUGAAGCCUUGGUGGGCCAGUUCGACGUUGUCCAUCUACGGAUGUGGGCGCUUGUUAUCCGUGAUAACGACACCAGUACCUUGAUCAGGAGUGCAGCCAAGUUACUGAAGCCGGGGGGUUAUCUCCAGUGGGAAGACGCGCCUUUCGGCAGCGUUGUGGCGCCGGGUGAGGCCGCUUUCCAUGUUCGCGAAAUGAUGCGGGCCAUCAACAGAGUCGCAAAGACCGACUUCCGGUAUCUACUGGCCUCCAUGGAGUCUCCUACCGUCCAAAUCCAGACAAGCCCGGUGGAAGCUAACGAGUUCGAUGCGUGCACCUGCAGAUGGCUCGACCAGCUUCAAGAUCAUGUCCAGCUUGCGACUCCCGAACUGGAGGUUGUCGACUGCCAAAGACCACGUGGGCAUCGUAUCUCAUCCCGCUCUGUAUGA